AUGGAUAUGAGGGAGGAGGCCCGGGUGCGAGCGGUCCGAUCACAUGACCAGCGGGUGAAGGACUGCGAGAGUCACGCCGACGAGACGAGAGAGCUCCAGAGAACGUUGUGCCACGCUCUGAAAAUGGAGCAGUUCCUUCAGGACAAGACCAAAGUCAGACAGCACGACGAGGGCUUUCUCAAAGCCGAGGAGAAGAGAGAGUUGCAGGAACGAGAGAGUAAGGUGGGGCAGCAGGUGCAACUUAAUGAUUAUGAGGUCGCGGCGGAGAAGAUUGGAGACAUUGUGGAGCGCAGGACCAAGAGGAGGACGAGGGGAUGUCAGCAGAAAGGCGUGGCAGCUGAGCGAUCCACUCCCCUGGAGGUUACUGAGGAUGUGGAGGAGAGGAGACGGUCCUUCCUGUGGGAGUCAGUCAGUAGGAGGCGCUCCACCCUGGUGGGACCCAUGUUCCGAGCUGCGGCGGGAGGUGGAGGGGAUGCCGAGCGCAAGGGGAGGAGGCUGACGGAGCACAGGAGGCGCUCCACCCUGCUUCUCGGGUUGUUUUCCGAGGAGCAGGAGAGGCUGAGGGAGCUGGCCCAGAGAGCCCUGAAGGGGGAGCCCCGGGGUCAGCACGCACGGCCAUCUGCCUUCGACGCUGAACUCUUCUACACAGUGUACAUGGAGAGGGAGGACGAAAACUUUGCCCUCUUCAAUUAUGUAUUGGAGCAGAGCAGAAUGAUUGAGGAGACAACCAAAGACUUGGAGCAGUUGAGACGAAGUAUUGAUGAAGAGAAAGCUGCCACUGAGAGACGUCUGAGCAGGGAGAGAGCCAGAGACCUAGAGCUGAAGCGCCAACAAGCCAUCCAGUCCUCUGGAAAACUCCAAACAGAUGUGGAAGAGUACAGGAGGAUCCUUAGCCUUGUCAAAUCAGGUGUGGAGGCCAUGGGGAUAGCAGCUGGGGUCCAGUCUCCUGGGAGUGUGAUUGGUGGAGAGUGGACACAUGACACGGUGACCAAGGCUGUCCUCAGUCUGCUGGGACAAACUGAACUACGGACGACAGACCUGAUGACAGCUCGCUACUACCAGAGACACAGGGAUUCAGAAAGGGCUGCCGGGAUUUCCAUCACCUCUGUUCUGGGGAUAUUCCCACACGUGGCGCUAAAUGUUCAUGUCCAGCCCCCAUCUACAAGCCUGCGUGCUGACACUGAGGAGGACCAUGAAGAGGAGGAGCUGAGGCCGCUGUCCCGGGAUGAGCUCCAGAAGACAGUGCUCACCAUGGUAGCUGGUAAGGAAGCCUGAUUCUUUGUGAUGUGUAUUUCGAUGGUGAGUCAGACCCCAGGACCAUGACAUCAUCAUGUGGAGGAGCUUUGAUAAUCACCCUACCAGGCAUCAAGAUCCACUACACUGCAAGAAAGAAUAUAUGUAGUAAAGUGAAUGGCAUCAGAUGUGCACCCUGUCAUAUGUGAUCAUUUGAAUUCCUUUGUUCAAUUCAAGUUUGUUUUUGGCUGAUGAGAAUACGAGCACUGGCUGUCCUUGACAC
Hypomesus transpacificus is the source of this 1516-nucleotide messenger RNA. RefSeq names its product outer dynein arm protein 1-like. The transcript has 10 exons. Lineage: Eukaryota; Metazoa; Chordata; Actinopteri; Osmeriformes; Osmeridae. The record is from RefSeq and is a predicted model, not a curated record. The coding region runs from base 1 to 1275 and encodes 424 amino acids. Gene Ontology annotation, biological process: outer dynein arm assembly; cilium movement. Gene Ontology annotation, cellular component: axoneme.